AUGGGUCAUUCUGGAAAUCUACCUAAUGAUAUACUAUAUCAAAGACAGAACAAUUAUAAAAUGAAUGAAUCAUUACAAAGUACACCAAAACCUAAAUCAACAAUACAUCAUAAUCAUCUUCAUCAAAACCAAAAUCACCACAAUCAUCAACAUCAAUUUAAAUUUCAAGACCUAAAUAGCACAACAACAACAAUGAACAAUUACGACAAUGAAAUACUGCUGGCAACAUUAGUGUCAGAUCAUAACGAUAUAUCCACUACAAAAUUUGAUUCAAUUGAAAAUAAUAUAAAUGAAGCAAUUCAAGAAUUAAACUCCAUAUAUAAAACUAUAGGUUAUUCAUCUUCAGAAACUUCACAAAAGAAAUCAGAAAUAUUUAUCAUUAUACAAGAUACAAUAAAUAAUUUUGCAACCAAUUUACAACGUGAAAAGAAUAAUAUUGAUAAUGAAUGUGAAUGGUUAAGACAACAAAUUCAAAUUAUAUUAUCUAUGAUUAAUGAUAUUCGUGGUGAUAAAUGUUUAAAUCUAUUACAAAAGGGAAUGGUGUUUAAUAAUCAACAACAAUAUGAAGAUGGAUAUAAGGAGCAAAUAUUAUCAACUAUGUCGAAUCCAAAUUUUAAAUUAUCUAAUGAUAAAGAAUUAACAAUUGAACAACAAUACGAUUAUAUGGUCAGAAAUAUACCACAACCAACACUACUCGAGAAACGAUCAAAAUUGAACUACAUAUUCAUUGACGUACUUAAAAUAUUUGUUAAACUAUACAAACAAUUUAAUUCUUUAAAUCUAGAAUAUUCAUCAUUAGUUGAUUUUAUCGGAUUCUCAGAAUUUGACUCAGAGAUAAUAAAAGUCAUACCAUCAACUGAUGUAGCUGAACAACAUAAGGAAAUAAUAGAUGAAUUUCAAUCACUAAUGAAUGAAAUAAACACUUCGAAAAAAUUAGCAGAUGAUGAUAAUGUGUUUAUACUAGCGAGUCCUGUUAAAACUUCAUCAAGAGAUACACCAGAUAUUCCAAUGGAUGAUACAUUAGAACAAAACGAUAUUAAAAGAUUACGAGAAGUUAAUUACCAGAUUGUUAGAAUAAUAAGAAGUUUGAAAUUCACCAAAAUAACUACCGAUUUUAUACAGAAUAUAAAAAAUGAAAUCGAAAUUGGUAAAGAACUGUUAGAUAUUAGAAAGACGACAAUGUUUGAAGUUAUUGAAAAAUGUUUGGAGAGUAUUGAUUUUUUACAAUUAAGUAAUGAUCAAUUACAUGAUUUACAACAACACGACGUAUUAUAUAUAGAAGAUUUAAAAUUCAUAUUGGAAAAUCCAUAUAAGUUUGGAUUACAUGAUGAUAAAUUAGAAAAAUUGAUAAAGCUCCAACACUUGUUAGAAUCAAAAAUUAAUGAAAAAAGGGAAAAAUGGACUUCUUAUUCAGAAACUUGUAAAACAUUAUGGUCAAAAUUGGGAGAAAGCGAAGAAUAUAUUUCUGAUUUUUUGUCAAAAAACAACAACUUAUCUGAUUUAUCAUUACUCAAUUUCAAAAUGGAAUUAAAUAAACUAUACAUCAAGAGGUCGGAGUAUAUAGAGAAUUUCAUCUCUGACACUCGAUCAGAAAUUGAAAAGAAUUGGGAUAAAUUAUAUUACUCACUAGAUCAAAGACAAGAAUUUAAAUUUUAUAAUUAUAAUUAUGAGAAUGAUAUGGAUAUAGAUAAAGAAACAAUCUUAUCAGAACAUGAACAAUACUUGAAGCAACUAGAAGAUGAAUUCGUGGAAAAAUCCCCAAUCUUUGAAAUAUAUAACGAAUUAAACUCAUUAAUAGCCGAUCAAACAUUCUUAAUUGAAAGUUCAAAAGAUUCAUCAAGAUUAUUAAGUAAGAAUUCAUGUAAGAUUUUACUAAAUGAAGAAAAAAUUAGAAAGAAAAUAAAUAAAAGAAUGCCUCAAGUUUUCACUGCCCUUAAAAAUGAAAUUAAAUCAUACAAUAACCAAUCCUUAGCUCAAGGUAAAAAAAUAAUAAUGAUAAAUGGUAAAGAUUUUUUUGAAGACGUUUUAAACUUAGAAUCACAACAAUAUAAAUCAUCAAAUGUAAAAUUCAACAAAACGUCACCAACUAAAAAACCCGUAAGAAAAACAAACUCACCAGAAAGAAACUCAAGACCGUUUACUUCCUCAACCAAUUCCUCAAUCACCAAGUCAAAAGUCUUCAAAUCUCCAACAUCAAGAAGACUAACAUCUUCAUCAUCGUCAUCAUCAACAAUAACUUCAUCAACUUACAAAUCCAAUCAAAAAUGUUUCAACGCAUCAUCUUCAUCAACAUACUCAACUAAAUACAAUACAUUACCAAAUUUAACAAUGAAUUCAUCAACAUCAACAUUACUAAGUAGUUCCACCGUAUCAAAUCAUUCACAUAAUUCUUCACAAAAAUUUAAAAAUGUCGAAUUAAAACCAUUAUUAUCACCUUUAAAAGUAUCAACCAACAAUAUUAACACUACUAGACAAAAUUCACCAAUUAACAAAUCUCCAAACCAACGAACAAGUUAUAAAGAAAAUCCUGUUUUUAUGACGAAAAAAUACGACAUUCCAACUCAUAAUAUUUUAAAUGAAUCAAUAACUUCAAAUUCAUCAUCAUCAUCUACUACAAAUUUCAGUUCGAAUUUUAAGGUUAAUGCUAAUGAUACUACUUUCUCAACUAUGAUUGGGACUGAAGAUUACUUAAAUUGGAGAGAAGAAAAAAUUAAACAAUUAAAUAAUGAAAAUUAA
This is a messenger RNA of Lodderomyces jiufengensis, 2736 nucleotides long. RefSeq names its product Ase1p (gene ASE1). The coding region runs from base 1 to 2736 and encodes 911 amino acids. Gene Ontology annotation, molecular function: microtubule binding. NCBI's taxonomy places the organism in Eukaryota, Fungi, Ascomycota, Pichiomycetes, Serinales, Debaryomycetaceae. Gene Ontology annotation, cellular component: spindle; cytoplasm; mitotic spindle midzone. The transcript has a single exon. Gene Ontology annotation, biological process: mitotic spindle midzone assembly; microtubule cytoskeleton organization. The record is from RefSeq and is a predicted model, not a curated record.